This is a messenger RNA of Pygoscelis adeliae (Adelie penguin), 2929 nucleotides long. It is a transcript of the gene RAB11FIP1, whose product is annotated as RAB11 family interacting protein 1 (class I). The record is from RefSeq and is a predicted model, not a curated record. The transcript is spliced from 6 exons. Gene Ontology annotation, cellular component: intracellular membrane-bounded organelle. Gene Ontology annotation, biological process: regulated exocytosis. The coding region runs from base 1 to 1641 and encodes 546 amino acids. Gene Ontology annotation, molecular function: small GTPase binding. NCBI's taxonomy places the organism in Eukaryota, Metazoa, Chordata, Aves, Sphenisciformes, Spheniscidae.
AUGACGUGGUACAAGCUUCGCUCCAAACCAGGGAAAAAAGAAAAGGAGAGAGGGGAGAUCGAAGUGGAUAUCCAGUUUAUGAGGAGCAGCAUGACAGCCAGUAUGUUUGAUCUGUCCGUGAAAGACAAGUCUCGCUCUCCCUUUGGCAAGCUCAAAGACAAGCUCAAGGGGAAGAGGAGCAGUGGCCUUUCCGACACGGCGUCGGCGAUCAUUCCCAGCACGACUCACUCCCCCGCUGACAGCGAAGAUGAGUCAGUUGAGAAGGAAAAGAAGAAAUCAAAGUUCAAAACCCUGUUUUCCAAACCUGGCCUGCAGAAAACUUCCCUCUCCCAGUCCAUGUCAGUCCUACCGACGCAGCAGCCCGUCACCGAGAGGGUUCGGCUUCGGCCCAGCGACUUCCAGUCGCAAUGGGACGAUGAGGAGUCGGAGACCUCUCCAACCUCAGAAAAAGCCUUUGGAAAUGCCCUGGAAGAGAAGUCCUCUCCCUCUCCUGUAUUUAAAUCUCGUAAAACAGCAACUUUGGACAGCAGGCAACUAAACCAAGUAACCACUGGCCACACCAAGAAAGAAGGGCUCUCUUUAUUCAGUGGCCUUAAAUCCAAAAGCGAUCCUGUUUCCAAGUCUAGUCUGUGUAUCAAUGGCAGUCACGUUUAUAUGGAAGAGAGCACGACGAAGGACAACACUCCAGCCUCUUCCCCCUCUCCUCACAACUUCAGGAGGAAGCAGCUCUUUGCUUCAGAAGAGAACCUGUCUUCCAGAUCUACUAAAGGGCCUGAAGAGACGGGAAGAACAUCUCCUAGUCAUGCUUUCUCUGGGUCUGCAUCCUUGGAGACCUUUAAAUCUAUGACCUUGCCGUCAUACAAAUUGCUUAGCAGUGAAGAAUACCCGGAAGCCAGUGUUCCUCCAACUGUCGAGGUUAUUAAAGAGACCAAAAAAACAGACCACAAAAAGUCUGCCUUGCUCUCUUUGGUCACAGGGAAGAAGGAAGCAGUGAAGACCAUUGAUGCUGAGAAUAUUCCUGACAGGACCCUGCAGGAUGAGGAAAACAAAGUUCCAGAAGAGAAGAGCGAACAAGAGGCCAAACAUCUUGAACUUCCAGCAGAUUUAAGCAGAGGGAAUUCUUCAGAAGACGGUCACCGCGCAGAAGACGUCUUUGCAAAUAAGCAGCCGCUCAACCCUUUUGAGGAAGAACGGAAACCUGAAAAAGCUGCUGCGCCGGCGAAGACCAAAGCUGUCAAGCCCAGACUCCAUCCUGUGAAGCCAAUGAAUGCCACAGCAAACAAGUCUCAAAGUAAAAACCUGAACGUCAUCAGCACUAUGAAUGAAAAGCUGCUGGAGAUGAACGUGAAGAAUUGGCGCCUCUUGUUUGCGGAGGGGAUUCUCAGUGGAGAGGAGUGCGGGGUGCCCUCUGACUCCCCAGAGAAAUAUGAUCCUUCAGAUCCUGCCUAUGCUUAUGCUCAGCUAACACACGAUGAGCUGAUCCAGCUGGUCUUGAAACAGAAGGAUACAAUUACCAAGAAAGAUCUCCAGGUGCGUGAGCUUGAAGACUACAUCGAUAACUUGCUUGUCAGAGUCAUGGAAGAAACCCCAAACAUUCUUCGUGUUUCAAUGUCUGGAAACAAAAAAGCUGGAAAGAUGUAAAAACUCUCGGGACCUUGGUUGAACAAAGGACUGAAUUCCCGCCACUGGAGUUUGAUUAAUAAGGAGACGAUGUGAAGUAGGUGGUACCGGUUGUGCUGCCCACAGAAAAUGACCUCUUUCCUGUUUCUGCCUUGAGCAACUCUCAGUUUGAUUAGUAGUUACAUCAGGUCUUGUGUAUGGAGUCCAGAGGUGGAGUCAACCUAUCAUAUUUAUUUUUUGGUUUCUUUCCAUUAUUUGGGAAGAUUUGUUCGGGCAUCUAAUCCAAAGGCUGAUUGCGAUAGGAAGGGUGAAGGGGUUUUGAUGUGUUUUGCUUGCCAGCAAGGCACUGGUGAUCCUUUAUGGAGACUCUUUUAAUGGUUUUGUUCUGUAGCGGCUUUGAUAGAUCAAUUACUCUUCUUUCCAUAUCUUAAGUUGUAGUGCAAUAUAAAAUCUUGUACAGUAGAGCUUGAGGAUUUGAUUGUUUUUAAAAAAAAAUAUUAAUAACUACACUGGAGAAGUCCAAAGAUGUGUGCUUCAGACCAGGGCUGUGUGGGCUGUAUUUUAAAAGAAAUUAAUGCCCUAAAAGUCGAAUGCAAGUUAAACCUUAUGUUGGAAAGGAAGAAGCAAAGCUUAGUUAAUCUCAUAAAGUACAUGUUGUUUCAAAGCAGUUCUCCAAGGGGAAGAUUUACAAGUUUUUUGGUAUGGGAAACAUUGCGAUGUCAUGGUACGUUUGUCUACCAUGGGAAUGGUAGUAAUGAAUUUGGGCCAAAGGUGCAUUUUAAAUCAGAAGCUGUUCUCUUAUAGGCUUCAAAUUCCUGAUUCGAAGGUCGUUCAAACGAGGGAGGCAAAGGUACGCCUGGUUUCUGUUCUGUAGUCUUAAAUAGGUGAGGAUUUCACAGCAUGCGUGCGUGGCCCAUGUCUCUGUAUGGGAGUUCUGUGACGAUUUUUCUUUUACGCCAUUGCAGUUUAUCAAAUUUAAAUACCUUGGAUUUUGGCGCUGGGGCUUACCUUGGAAUGACCUCCAAAGAUGAUCAGUCUUACAACGCUUUCUUUCGUGCAUUCCUUAUACAGCCAAGAGAGGAACCAAAUCGCCCUCCCCUGGAGGUGGGAGCAGUCACAAAGCUAGCGCUCAAACCUGAUUUGGUUUUCUUUGUGACUUGCUGCUCAGAAUGCAAUGAAAAUUUUAUGUAGCUGAGAAAGAGUGCUGGUCUUGAUAGACAAUCGAUACCUCAGUCUGCUUCCUUAAUGUGUGGCUGCUUUGCAGCUCAACAGACACAGGUAUGUUCUCCUCCCCAUCUCAUCGGACGGC